This is a messenger RNA of Aspergillus versicolor CBS 583.65, 1735 nucleotides long. Its product is annotated as cytochrome P450. The record is from RefSeq and is a predicted model, not a curated record. Gene Ontology annotation, molecular function: monooxygenase activity; heme binding; oxidoreductase activity, acting on paired donors, with incorporation or reduction of molecular oxygen. The transcript has 6 exons. The coding region runs from base 35 to 1492 and encodes 485 amino acids. NCBI's taxonomy places the organism in Eukaryota, Fungi, Ascomycota, Eurotiomycetes, Eurotiales, Aspergillaceae.
AUUCUUGAAACUGUUGGCUUUAUUAGCACACACGAUGUUUGUGCUCAUAGCCAUCACGUUGUUGGCGAUUGGAUUUGUCGGCCCGUUUGUAUCCAGUGUAUUUCUAUCGCCGCUCAGACGCGUGCCUGGACCAUUUAUAGCGAAGAUCACAUCAUCAUGGCUUGCAGUCGUUGAUCUGCUUGGUGACCGCACGACCACCAUACACAAACUACAUCAGAAAUACGGCCCCUCAGUACGAAUUGGGCCGCGAGAGGUCUCCUUCUCAAAUACAGAGAUGGUAAAGGCUAUCUACGGCCAGAGAUCCGAUUUCAUGAAAGCGCCUGUAUAUGAUCAUUUCAGCGUCCAUCCAGUGGGCAUAUUCAGUAUGCGGGAUAGGGCUGAACACAGCCAGCGACGACGUCUACUGAGCCACGUCUUCUCACAGUCCAAUCUCCUCGAGACAGAGACGUUGAUCGGACAAAUCAUUGAAAAGAUGACUGCCCGGGUGAGAAAGGAGCAGGGGAGACCUGUAGAUGUAUUGGGUCUGUUUCGAUUGACAGCCCUAGAAAUCGUCGGUGAACUGUUCCUUGGGCAAUCCUUUGGGGCGCUGGACUCGCCAGACCACCCUCAGUUUCUAGUAGACAUGGAUUGUCACUUUAUUAUCAGUGGCCUGGAAGGCAGUUUCCCGAUCCUCCUCAAGAUGCUGCGAUGUCUGCCUAUCCCCUCACUGAGACAAUUCCUAGGGUCUAGAGAUCGUAUUAUUCAGUACGGCCGACAACCAUACGAGAAAUACAUCAGACAAUAUGGUCGCAACUCGGGUCGAAAAGACCUCUUGACCAAGAUUCUAAUCGGGGAACAAGAAGGGGGCCCACUAACAGACCGCGAGACUUAUACUGAAAUCGGAAACCUCGUCUUUGCUGGCACAGACACAACGAGCUCCACGCUGACCUAUCUGUUCUGGGAACUCGCCAAGAACCCUGACUGGCAAGGUCGAGUCCGGACGGAGGUGUCGGAGGUGGCGUUUGAUGGUACUUUGCCUCCCUACAAUGGCAUAUCGCAUUUGCCUGUCCUCGAUGCGGUGAUCAGUGAGGUACUUCGCUUGCACCCUGCAGCCCCAGCAAGCCUGCAAAGGGAAACACCACGGGGAGGGCGAGGCUUGAACGGGAUAUACAUUCCCGAAAAGACCAUUGUUUCUAUGCAAUGUUACACAACCCAUCGCGACCCUACUGCAUUUGAAAGUCCCGACGCCUUCCUGCCGGAAAGAUGGAUAGGCCAUCAGAGACCAACGAAAGGCAUGAAAACUCUCUUCCUCCCAUUUUCCGAGGGAACACGGGCCUGUCUUGGGAAAAACCUGGCGAUGAUGGAAUUGAAACUGAUCACUGCUACCCUGGUGGGAUUGUUUGAUGUCUCUCUCGGCCCUGGAACAACAGAUGCCAGCAUGACCAUGAAAGACCAUUUUCUAUUGGUCCCAAAGGGAGGAAAGUGUGAUUUGAUCUUUACUCCGGCAAAGUGACGGCCAAAUCGAGCCUGGCUAUUAUGUAGAGUAGGGUUAUCAUCACGCUCUAGACCCCGAUUUCCUGAUGAACUGGUUAGUGCUUACACCCUGCAUCUGUCAAACCAGAUCAUCCAUACAGCUCUGCUCGGCGAUUACCCCUCUACAUAAUGGUUCCCGUCAGGAAGCUGAUCCCCGAGAUACAAAAAGCAAAUCUGCUCCUGUGCUACACUGAACAAGACCAAAGGCGGGGUCGGUGCAUGC